Messenger RNA from Haplochromis burtoni (Burton's mouthbrooder), 2810 nucleotides. It is a transcript of the gene irx3a, whose product is annotated as iroquois homeobox 3a. The transcript is spliced from 2 exons. Bases 301 to 1569 code for a protein of 422 amino acids. Gene Ontology annotation, biological process: regulation of transcription by RNA polymerase II; cell development; neuron differentiation. Lineage: Eukaryota; Metazoa; Chordata; Actinopteri; Cichliformes; Cichlidae. The record is from RefSeq and is a predicted model, not a curated record. Gene Ontology annotation, cellular component: nucleus. Gene Ontology annotation, molecular function: RNA polymerase II cis-regulatory region sequence-specific DNA binding; DNA-binding transcription factor activity, RNA polymerase II-specific.
GGGGCUUCUAAACGACUAAAAAUGUCAAUCUGAGAAAGGGAGUCCCAAUAAUCUAAAGCAAUCUGUAAGGACCUGACCUUAGUCCAUCCAGAUCAAUAGGGAAGUGAGGGUGGAAAGAAGAAGAGGAGGAAGAAAUAAGGGGCGCAACCGGAUCGUUUACACUGGCUGUUCCCGAGGAAAUAUAGACUUCCCUUGCUUGCACCUUUUGUUGCUCACAUGCUCACACUGUAAAAGUGGAUAUCGAGGCAAUUCCAUUGCUUUGUGUGAUUGCAGCAGACCUUUUUCCCUUUUCCUACCACCAUGUCUUUCCCUCAGCUGGGAUAUCAGUACAUCCGACCGAUAUACCCGCCGGAGCGCCAGGGGAUCGCCAACAAUGCCCGAGCCGGGACAGAGCUCAGUCCGUCCGGGGCACUUUCCAACGUCCUCUCGACUAUGUAUGGAUCUCCUUUCGCCGCAGCAGCGCAAGGCUAUGGAGCGUUUCUCCCCUACACAAACGAUAUAUCAAUUUUCAAUCAGUUGGGUGCUCAGUAUGAACUGAAAGACAGUCCCGGUGUCCAGCACCCCGGGUUUGCUCACCAUCACCCUGCCUUUUACCCAUAUGGCCAAUAUCAAUUCGGUGACCCAUCCAGACCCAAAAACGCCACCAGGGAGAGCACCAGCACCCUGAAGGCCUGGCUGAGUGAGCACCGCAAGAACCCCUACCCAACCAAGGGUGAGAAGAUCAUGCUGGCCAUUAUCACCAAAAUGACCCUCACCCAGGUGUCCACCUGGUUUGCCAACGCCCGGAGGAGGCUAAAGAAGGAGAACAAGAUGACCUGGACCCCCCGGAACCGCACGGACGAAGAAGGAAAUGUUUACACCAGCGAUCACGAAGGGGGGGAGGGGGACAAGAGAGAGGAUGAGGAGGAGAUCGACUUGGAGAACAUCGACACGGAAAAUAUUGAGAACAAGGACGACUUGGACGACCAGGACGACCUGCAUUCAGAUAUUAAACUCGACGGGAGGAGUGACUCUGAGAUUUCUGACGGCUAUGAGGAUUUACAAGGGCCCGACCAGAGGUUUCUAAAGGCUGUGGGGAAGGAGGGCAAAGACGUACAGAGAGGAGCAGAGCAUUUCCACAAUCACCGUCACCACUCUUUGGACAUGAAAACGUCCCAGCCAAACGGGGAACAGCUCAAACUGAACUCUGUAUCCGUGAGCUCACCGCCCUCAGAAAACAACCCCGUCCCAGCCCAAAAACCAAAAAUCUGGUCUUUGGCAGAGACAGCUACGGCCCCAGACAAUCCACGUAAAUCGCCGCAAAUGAACGGCAGCAACUCCGCAGGGCCGGCCGCUCAGACCAUAAUCGCUCCUCACAGACUUAUCUCUUCUUGUCCGGUUGGGAAAAUCCAGAACUGGACGAACCGAGCCUUUUCGGCCCACCAGCUGGCUUUACUGAACUCAAAUCAUUAUCUGGGACUGGCGAACCAGGCCACUGCCACCGGCCUGGCCCUCUACAGCAGCAGGCAAACGGAGGACAAGAGUCAUAGUUCAGAGACUUCAGUCACAGGUACAUGUCCUCGUCACUGAGACGCGCAUGUAUAAAUAACUACAAAACAAAGACACUAGUUAAUUUCAUUUAUUUUAUUUUAGACCUUCUUUUGCCUUCUUUGCCUGUUCAUGGAUAUUUUUUCUGCCUAGGCCACGCAGAUAACCAGUGUUAAUGUUACAGCAGAAUACAGUGUGUGCGAUGUGUGCCUGUGUGUGUGUAACAGCUUGUCCGGGAGGGCUAAGAAAAAACCUCAUCAGGAAGUGUUUAAGGAAAAAAAAAAAAACAUUGAAAUUGGCGAAAACUCUUCUUAACUAGAGGCCCCCUUUAUUUCUUGAGUUGCUGUUACGUCGUCUACUUUAUUUUGAGGUCCAUGCUCCUGUAUUAUGGUUUACAUUAAGUCCUCAACCCAUUAAAUCACGUCGUUUUAACAUUAUAUUCCCAUAAACCCAGGAUGAGCUCUGAUCAAAGGAAGUUCAAUUAACGCAUUUUGAUUUUCUUUGCUGCAGCUUCAGAGAGAUCUAGUGCCUUGGAUGCAGAGAAAAAGCUGUUUUUAACAGCUUUCCACGCGGUUCAAAGAUAACGAGGCUGUCAGUUAAUGACAUUUGGGAAUUUUCAUUUAAUGCAAUAUCACAUUUUAGUUUAAAAUGCCACAUUUACCCAAAUUAGCUUUGUUUCAUUUUUUUCAUGCGUCUGUGUGCGCUUGGGUUAUUUCUUCAAGGCCUAUGCUACACUAACUUGUUCAGUCAUGCAAAUGAGCUCAAUGCAAAUUCACUCCAGGUUCGUUUUUGAAAGGCAAUUGUCACUUUUAUAUCACUUUAUGUUUUCACUCUUCGUGAGACUAUUAUUAGUGUUGUGGUUUUUCUUCUACAUUUUUUGUUACAUUUUGUUGUACCCCUGUGUAUUUCAGGCCUCAGAACCAACUAGACCUCAGAACCAGCCACGGUUCUUUUGGCUCUUUCCAUAAACCCUCACCCACCCUCUUUCUUCUUUAAUUUUAAUUUGAAUAUGGAAUGUAAUAUAAGAAUAAUACAUCUCUGUAUACUUACAUUGUAAGCAUGUCCUGUGUAAAACUGCUAAUGUAAUAAUCUAUGAACCUGUAGUCUGUGAGUUUUUUUCUUUCUUUCUUUUUGUAAGUUCUGUGAGGAUUUGAUGUUGAAAUGUUUUGUAUAUAAAGUUAAGAAUAUGUACAUACUUGUGAACCAAAUUGUACAAGAAAGUCUAUAUUUUGGCUAAUAAAUGAACUGCUGCAACUUAAAAAAACAACAACAAAAAAACCAAA